AUGUGGAUUGUAAAACAUAAAGGAGAUCCACUAGGAGGCAGAGACACAGACGCUGAUUUCUCCUUCCAAAGCCCCAAAGCAUCCCGACACCAAAUCGAACUCAUAACCGGCCCCUCAUCCACGCCUAUCACCCAAUUAAAGAUCCGAAUAUUGUCAAGAGCAAAAACGAAAAUAAAUCAAACAUUAUACAAACUCGAAAAAGACUCUCCCGGACCCCUAGAAUACGAUUUCUCAACCACCGCCAAUAUCAUAAUCGAAAGCAUCUCAAAUAAUGGCGAAGACACGCCAAUCGAAAUCCAUUGGCAUCCAUUCAAUCUCUUCCCCGGACAGGCAUCAUCCAUACUCGACGCGAUUGGGGACAUGAUCGAUAUUCGAAUCGUGGAUGAUGUCAGACAAGCGACGCAUUAUUAUACGAAUAAAGAAUUGGAUGAUGCGGGGUUUAGACUAGCGGUGAUGAUGGGGUUGCCGUUGGUGAAUAAUAAAUGGUUUCAGACUAUUAUGGAUCAUCCUGGUGAUGUGGGGAGGUGGCUAGUGGAUUUGGAAGCGGGGAGAUAUUUGCCCGGUGGUGAUGAGAUGUUGUUGCCUCGAAAAGAAAGGAGGAGGUUGUUUGAUGGAGUGGGUGUGUUUGUAAUAGGCAAGAGGGUGGAAUGGUUGGAGAUGGGGGUGGAGGUUGAUGAGAAGAAUGGGGGUGUGAAAGGACAGAUUAGGGAGAUGAUGGGGGAUAAAGAGGAGUUUAUUGUGGUCGGCAAGAAAUCAAUUGAUGGAAUUGAUGUGGUGUCGGAGGAUGAUAUUUGGAAUGCGGUGAAGAUGUGUUCGGUUAAGGGAUUGAAAAUUAAUACAAAACAACAACUCAAUCCACCGCCUGCACGAGCUGCCCUACCUGCGCCAAUCCUACCAGAACCAAGCAUUCCAGCUAAACGAUCAAUAUCUCCCGAAGAAUCCACAAUUGCACCAGCUGCAACAACAACACGUCCAGGCACGCGAAAGAGAAGAAGGUAUGAAAAAGUCGACAAAUUGCAUUUCUUCAGCUUGGCAACACCAACUAGUGAUGCAGAUAGCAUUAAUAAUACCGAUUCUGCACCAAAACAAGCACAGGAAGAAGAAAAAUCUCAAUCAGUAGAGAUUUCCCCAGAGGUAGAAGAGACCCCUACUCCUGCUGUUGUACUGGAGGAUACAAAUAGUGCGACUGCUGAGAUUGAAGAAACGGUAGCAAAUCGAGAGCCGUCUCCGAUAUUAGAACCAAUCGCACCAGAAUCCGAGCCAGAAGAAAUCGAAAACGUGAUAAGUUCGAAGAAGAGACGGCCACCUGUUGAAGAAAUUGAAGAGGAGAGGAAACCAACUAAGAUUCCCAAAUUCAUGCCAAAAGUAUCCCUAGUCGACGCUAUUAAACAAACUCGUGCAAAAUCGAUCAAAAACAUAAAUGAAGAACUAGGAAUCACUGAAGAAUCCGAACAAGUGGAUGAAAAAGAACUACAAGAAAACCUAUCAAAUUUGGCAAUCGUAGAAGUUAUCGAUAUAACAAUCCGUCCAAAGAGAAUAUCCCCAAUCACGGAGGAUGUGAAUGAGAAAUAUAAGGGUAGGAAAAAUUUUAAAAAGUUUCAUAAAAAUAUAUCUAUAAAAUCCAAUUUUGCUAGAAGUUAUGUCCCUUUGGAAACCGUGUCUGUUGAUAAUGAAGUUGAAUUGAAGUCUGCUGGUGGUGGCGGUCAUAAUGUCGCUGCAGAGUUUGAUUCGUUUAUGGGACAAGUGAAGGGGUUUGCACCUGAAGAACCGAUGUUGUUUGUUCAGGAGGAAUCGGAUCUGGAGACGGAGGAACAGCUGGUGUUUCGUAACGAGCCUCCUAGAAGUAGGCCGAACGCAUAUGAACAACGGAAUAAUGAUAAUGAUGUGGAGGUGGAUGAUGACGAUGACGAAGAAGAGGAUGACCAACCGAGAUUUAGAUUUAGUAGACAACGUAGAUAG
Hemisphaericaspora subhashii is the source of this 1959-nucleotide messenger RNA. RefSeq lists its product as uncharacterized. The coding region runs from base 1 to 1959 and encodes 652 amino acids. The transcript has 2 exons. The record is from RefSeq and is a predicted model, not a curated record. Lineage: Eukaryota; Fungi; Ascomycota; Pichiomycetes; Serinales; Debaryomycetaceae.